Notolabrus celidotus (New Zealand spotty) is the source of this 1748-nucleotide messenger RNA. RefSeq names its product LIM domain binding 3b (gene ldb3b). Gene Ontology annotation, molecular function: muscle alpha-actinin binding; actin binding. The record is from RefSeq and is a predicted model, not a curated record. NCBI's taxonomy places the organism in Eukaryota, Metazoa, Chordata, Actinopteri, Labriformes, Labridae. Gene Ontology annotation, cellular component: stress fiber; adherens junction; Z disc. The coding region runs from base 304 to 1176 and encodes 290 amino acids. The transcript is spliced from 10 exons. Gene Ontology annotation, biological process: heart development; muscle structure development; actin cytoskeleton organization.
CACAUUCUGCUUAAAGGGCGAUGACCUGUGGAAAACACACUUGUGAAGCUGGUAUAAGGCCCAGAGGUUCCACAGCACCUGACCCACCCACCACCACCACCCCAGGGUGUUUGUCCUGAGAGCUGGGAGCAGACGGGGAGAGACGGUAGAGAAUCCACGGCUGACAGAGGAUAAACGAGCAGCAAGGCACCGUCAGGAAACAAAAAGGAUAGCUGGAGGAGAACGAGGGCACGCCGAGCUACAGGAGAAGCCACACAGCCAGCAGGAGUUGUCUAAAGGAGGAGUGUUGACGUCUAACCGAAGAUGAGUACGUACACAGUGAGUCUGAAUGGCCCUGCUCCAUGGGGCUUCAGACUACAGGGAGGAAAAGACUUCAACAUGCCACUCACCAUCUCCAGGAUAACCCCGGGGAGCAAGGCGGUGGGCGCCAGCCUGUCCCAAGGGGACAUCAUCUCAGCCAUCGACGGUGUUAGCACCGACGGGAUGACACACCUGGAGGCCCAGAACAAGAUCAAGUGUGCCGUCCACAAACUGUCACUCACCAUGCUGAAAUCUAGACGUACAGCACUACUUCCCACAGGAACUCCAAGAAUGGAUUCACCCAUGCCCAUCAUCCCCCACCAGAAGGUCAUCGCCAACACAGCUGCAACUGUGGAGUACACUCCCAGCUUCAACCCCAUCGCUCUGAAAGACUCUGCCCUGUCUACCCACAAGCCCAUUGAGGUGAAGGGCCCGGGAGGAAAGGCCACCAUUAUUCACGCCCAAUACAACACACCAAUCAGCAUGUACUCACAGGACGCCAUCAUGGACGCCAUUGCAGGGCAGUCGCAGGCCAAGGGGCACGACAGUGAGGAGGCCGGCUCUCCCUUGGCUGGAGCUCUGCCCGUCAAGGACCCUGUGGUAGACUGUGCAUCUCCAGUUUACCAGGCAGUGAUCAGGCCAGGAGAAUCACUCACGGAUAUGUCUGAAUGGGCUCGUCGUGCUGCCAACCUGCAGUCCAAGAGCUUCAGGAUCCUGGCCCACAUCACUGGCACUGAAUACCUGCAAGACCCAGAUGAGGAAGCCCUGCAGAAGUCGAGGGAGAGGUUUGAGUCCGAGGUGAAAGGGCCCCGCUUUGCUAAGCUGAAGAACUGGCACCAGGGACUGUCUUCACAGAUCCUCAACGUCACGGAGUAAAGAGCGGGAGAAAAAGCUAUAAAAGGAACAUAUAAAGGAGGAAAUGGACAAAAGCACUGGAGUUAACAAGAGGAGGGGUAAAUUAUGGAGGGAAAAAGGAGCAGGAGGAGGAAACUCCUCAGAAAUGUGAGAUAGUGUUUUAGUCUAGAUUAGUAGAAUGUGAGAUACUAACUGUUAGCGUAAGAAUGCUAGAGUUCAAUAGCUCAGAAUUACCUGUCAAAUGUAUCUGUCUGCUGCUAAGACCUAAUAAUGCCCUUGGGUGUUUCUUUCUUUCUUUCUCUGUUUGUUUGGGUUCUGUCUCUCUUAAAUUAAAGGGAAAUUGUACAAAAAUGUUAAUUAUUCAAGUUGGGAUGCAGAACUGACGACUUUUCUUUUACGCCCUACAUGUAGUAUAUAGCACAUGAACCUCAUUUAAAAACAUGAGUUUUUGACAGUACACGCAUGCUUGUGAGAAGGCACUGGAAGACAUACACACAUAGAGAUUUACCUUCAUGCACAAAUACAGUAUGUAAUAAAAAUGCACUCAAAAAUGUACUGAUAUCAAUGUGAAUAAAUGUUUUCUUUAAACCAGA